Messenger RNA from Centruroides sculpturatus (bark scorpion), 691 nucleotides. RefSeq lists its product as uncharacterized. The transcript is spliced from 3 exons. The record is from RefSeq and is a predicted model, not a curated record. The coding region runs from base 242 to 664 and encodes 140 amino acids. Lineage: Eukaryota; Metazoa; Arthropoda; Arachnida; Scorpiones; Buthidae.
AAAGUGCUGUGUGUGUGUAUGUAACGAAGUGAAAAUUAGAGUAAUUUGCAGUUCAAGUUUAAUUGCUUUAUAUUCAUUCAGUUUAAUUAAAGUAUUUAAAGUGAAUGAAUCGUAUGAACGCGGAAAGUUAUUCAAAAGAUAUUCGCGAGUUUACUUCACUCCGAGCGCGUUGUUUUGGACAAUGAAAAAUCCCCAAAACUUAAUUUCAGAUUUUUUAAAGAAUUUUUGAAAAAAUAAAAAAAUGUCGUUUCUUCUAUCUGGAAUUGCUAGCAUCACGCUAUGGAUGACGACGUGGAUCUUGUCGUUCGUCGAAUGUUUGUUACACUAUUUUGUUAUAAUUCUUGUGGAUUCGGCAGAGAAACCGUAUCAAUUGAUCCUUUUACUCUUCUUGCUAAUAAUUAUUUACUAUUCUUCAGUUAAUUACGAUAAAACUGUGGAUAUGACAGAGAUAGGUUACGAUUAUUUACGUCCUAAAGCCAGGAAACGACGUCAGAAAUUAUCUUUGCUGGUACGAGAAGUUAACGAAACCAGAGAUCCUGGUGAACUCCCUCCUGUAUAUCCUAAUGGUUGGAUACCUUUAAUGGAAUCUAGGGAUCUUCAAAUUGGAAAAUCUGCACCUGUAACUGCCUUAGGUAAUAGUGAAAAUUAUUUUUUUAAAAAUUAAAUUAUUAUCCUCUCAUUCCGUCGCGUC